Messenger RNA from Tyto alba (common barn owl), 1119 nucleotides. Its product is annotated as arg8-vasotocin receptor. Gene Ontology annotation, molecular function: peptide binding; vasopressin receptor activity. The transcript has 2 exons. NCBI's taxonomy places the organism in Eukaryota, Metazoa, Chordata, Aves, Strigiformes, Tytonidae. Gene Ontology annotation, cellular component: membrane. Gene Ontology annotation, biological process: positive regulation of vasoconstriction; regulation of systemic arterial blood pressure by vasopressin; G protein-coupled receptor signaling pathway. Bases 1 to 1116 code for a protein of 371 amino acids. The record is from RefSeq and is a predicted model, not a curated record.
AUGAAGAAUUUUUCAUUUCCUAUGCAGGAUAACACACAUCAGACCGAGAGUCCUUCUCCUCACAGAUUCCUGAGUUUGACAAAUCAGUCAGAUCCUGUUGGAAGACCAGAAAGAAAUGAGCAAUUAGCUCAAGUAGAGAUUGCUGUACUGGGGGUCAUAUUUCUGGCAGCAUCUGUGGGCAAUUUUAUUCUCAUACUGGUGCUGUGGCAAAGAAGAAAGAAGCUCUCUAGGAUGUACGUGUUCAUGCUUCACCUCAGCAUCGCUGACUUAGUGGUAGCCUUUUUUCAAGUGCUGCCUCAACUUAUAUGGGAUAUUACAGACAUUUUCAUAGGGCCAGAUUUUUUGUGCAGAAUUAUCAAGUAUCUACAAUUGCUGGGCAUGUUUGCCUCUACUUAUAUGAUAGUGGUCAUGACAGUGGACAGAUAUCAAGCAGUUUGCUACCCUAUGGUCACUUUCCAAAAGAAGAGAGCUCUCUGGAACAUCCCCAUUUGCACCAGCUGGUUUAUAUCACUGAUUCUUAGCCUACCACAGGUAUUUAUCUUUUCUAAGACUGAAAUAUCUCCAGGUGUUUUUGAAUGUUGGGGUGAAUUUAUUCAGCCAUGGGGCCCCAGGACAUAUGUGACUUGGAUUUUUGUAGUUAUAUUCUUCAUUCCCUCAGCCAUCCUUAUCACAUGCCAGGUUAAGAUUUGCAAAAUAAUCAAAAGAAAUAUUUAUGUGAAAAAACAGAAUGAAUAUGAAGUAACAAAUCAGAAGCAAGUCCUGCCAUCCCGAGCAAGCAGUGUGAACUGUAUUUCAAAGGCUAUGAUCAAGACUGUAAAAAUGACAGUGGUGACAGUUGUUGCAUAUGUUCUCUGUUGGUCACCUUUCUUCAUUGCACAGCUGUGGUCUGUGUGGUUCCCCAGUGUCGUGACCGAAGGUUCGGCAUUCACCAUUAUCAUGCUCCUUGGCAAUUUAAAUAGUUGCACCAACCCAUGGAUUUACAUGUAUUUUUGUGGCCACAUUCCAUAUUGCUCAAAUAAGCAGCUGGAGAACACCUCGACUCAAGAGGAAUCGGUGAUCACAGGGAGCAUUCAUCUUGUAGACAGAGACCCUGAGGAAAACAGUACUUCUGCAUGAAUG